GGAAGUUCCUCCGCGAAUGACGUAUCCUUUCACGCGAUAUACUAUUUUCACGCGGCAUGAGCCGCGAAUUUGGCUAGCCGAUGCUGUUUUUAGUGUUUUUACAUAAUCUUUCCGAAAAUGAACUGAAAAAGUGAGUGUGCGAAUGAUAAUCUCCGAAUAAAUUUCGAAAGUAAAUCGAAUCAAUGGCUGCGAAAUUUGGUAAACUAGCUGUUGGUGGUUUAGCUGGCACAGCUGGAGCAAGUUUAGCUACUUACUGGUUGCUUAACGAAUAUAACAAUGAUUGGUUAGGUGUCAAAGCUCAAAAAGCCUCUCCCAGACCGAAACGACCUCUUCCAACCAGAACCGAGCAAAUUACCUCGCUACAAACUGAAAAAUUCGAUGUAGUGAUCAUAGGCGGUGGCGCUACUGGUGCAGGAUGCGCUUUGGACGCCGCCACAAGAGGACUAAAAACAGCAUUGAUUGAAGCUGACGAUUUCGCUAGCGGUACUAGCAGCAGAAGUACCAAACUUAUCCAUGGAGGAGUACGAUAUCUUCAAAAAGCUAUAAUGCAACUUGACUAUGACCAAUACAAAAUGGUCAAAGAAGCGCUACACGAAAGGGCAGCCAUGUUGGAACAAGCACCUCAUUUGGCGCAUCCCUUACCCAUUAUGUUACCAGUAUACAAAUGGUGGCAAGUUCCCUACUUCUGGUUCGGUAUCAAAAUGUACGACCUCGUAGCCGGUAACAAAAUGCUCAAAAGCUCUUAUUACCUCUCAAAAAAGAAUGCUCUAGAACUAUUUCCUAUGUUAAAAGGCAAUGCUUUAUGUGGCGGCAUAGUUUACUAUGAUGGCCAACAAGAUGAUGCUAGAAUGAACCUGGCAAUUGCACUCACUGCUGCCAGACUGGGAGCAACAGUGGUCAAUCAUGUUAAGGUUACCAGCAUACUUAAAGAAAAAGAUGCGGGUGGCAAAAAUUUGAUUACUGGCGUUACUGUUAGAGACGAAAUGACUGGGAAAACGUGGUCAGUGCCAGCAAGAUGUGUCAUUAACGCCACCGGACCUUUCACUGAUAGUAUUAGGAAGAUGGAUAAUCCAACCGUAAAAGAAAUUUGUUCGCCAAGUAGUGGAGUACACAUUACUUUACCAGGCUAUUAUAGUCCAGAACAAAUGGGUCUUCUAGAUCCGUCUACCAGCGACGGUAGAGUAAUUUUCUUCUUACCCUGGCAAAAACACACAAUUGCCGGAACCACUGACUUACCUUGCCAAGUGACCCACAAUCCAAAACCAACCGAAGACGAAAUUAUGUUCAUUUUGGAAGAGGUGAAGAACUAUCUCAAUCCCGACGUUGAAGUGCGACGUGGCGAUGUCUUAUCAGCUUGGAGCGGUAUCAGGCCUCUGGUUUCCGAUCCCAAUAAGCCCGACACUCAAUCACUUGCUAGAAAUCACAUCGUUCACGUGAGUGACUCUAAUUUGGUGACUAUUGCUGGUGGAAAAUGGACUACUUAUAGAGCUAUGGCUGAAGAAACAAUUGAUGCUGCCGUUAAAGCCUGCAAUCUAGAAUCUAGAUGCACGUCCAUAAAGUCCGUAACUGACGGUCUCCUCUUGGAAGGUGCCCACGAAUGGACUCCAACCAUGUACAUUAGGUUAGUACAAGAUUUCGGUCUGGAAUGCGAAGUAGCUAUACACUUGGCAAAAUCCUACGGUGACAGAGCUUUCGCUGUGGCGAAAAUGGCUAAUUUGACAGGCAAAAGAUGGCCUAUCAUAGGAAAGAAAAUCCAUCCAGAGUUUCCAUAUAUUGACGCUGAAGUUAGAUACGGAUGUAGAGAGUACGCUCUGACGGCUAUCGAUAUGAUAGCUAGAAGAGUAAGAUUGGCAUUCUUGAACGUCCAGGCGGCUCAAGAAGCACUUCCAGAAAUUAUUAAUAUUAUGAGUGAAGAAUUGGGAUGGACUGAAGAGGAAAAGAAAACUCAAACCAGGCUAGCCAGUGAAUUUCUACAAAACGAAAUGGGUCAAAAUGUAAAUAGAGCGAGCAGAGAUAAGAUUCCAAUCAAUCUUAGCAAGGAGGAAAUUCAGUUGUAUAUCAAGAGAUUCCAAAUUAUUGAUAAGGAUAGGAAAGGAUAUGUCUCCAUUAAUGAUAUUAGAAGAAGUCUGAAGCAACAUGACGGUAAGGAAGUUCCUGGUGAAGAACUUCACGAAAUUCUUAAGGAAAUCGACACAAAUAUGAACGGCCAAGUGGAGUUGGACGAAUAUUUACAGAUGAUGUCAGCGAUCAAGGCCGGUCACGUAACCUACUCAAGAUUCGCAAGAAUGGCUGAAUUGGAAGAACAGAAACACGAAAAAGAAAUGCUGAAAAAGAAGAUUUCAGUGGAAAGAAGUGGAGGUGGCUUGUAGAAGUCUUUGUCAAGUAUAACGUCUUAACUUAUGGUGAAUUCAUUCGUAAUUAAAUGUCUCUGUAAAUAAUAGAACAACGUUUUAGAUUUUGUUAUCUAUUUAAGCAUAAAUAUUUACUCUGUGAGAAAAUGAAACAGAAAACUUGCACAGCAAAAAAAUAAGACUCAGGUUUCCUAAACUUUAAAACAUAUUUUCAUAAUAAAAGAAGCACCACUGAUAAAUUUCAUGUUCUACAUAUAAUUUUCGAGUUUGUUCCUAAACAGAACAAAGUUCUUAUUUAUUUUUUAAUGACUAAGGCUGGAGUUACCCAAUUCCUUAAUUCUUUAUAGGUAUUUGUCCUUAAUUCUUGAAAAGUUCAAUUUAUUUAUAAUUGAUGUUUUUUAAGAUAAGAAUUUAGAACAAAAAUUAAGAAUUAAGGAAUUGGAUACCUAACCCGGCCUUAAGAAUAAUGUUAUUCAAGGCCAGUUCUUUUAUUUGAGGAAUGGUUGUGAAUUUUAAUUUAAAUUAUUUAAAUAAAUUAUUAUUAAAGUAAUUUCG
Molecule: messenger RNA, 2906 nt
Organism: Ceutorhynchus assimilis (cabbage seed weevil)
Lineage: Eukaryota; Metazoa; Arthropoda; Insecta; Coleoptera; Curculionidae
Source: the annotation of a GenBank genome assembly